AUGCUGCCUGUCCGUCGCUCCCUCCUCCGCACAGCGUCGCGGAACUCGUCGGCUUCCCAACGCACGCUCUCCUCUCUCGCCAUCGCAUCCCCUCGCCUCACAGUCUCUACCGCUGCAAACCUCCUCCGCUCUCCCAACACACCCAACGCCAGCCGCCACCUCUCUUCCACCGUCCUUCCUAGCCUCCCUGCUGCCCGCACCGCUACUGCACCCAGCAUGGUUGCGUCCUCUUCCAUUCAUCGGGCUCCUGGCUCGUCGCGUCAGCUUGCCACGCCUGCAUCGGCGGCCAUCACCCUUGGCACCGGCUCGUUCGAGGGCUUACCCGCUGGAUUCGAGAUCCAGGAGACCCUCAAUGGCUCCAAGGCCCCCACUCCCUACGCCGUCUUCACCAAGGACCUCGAAGUAUCGGCUCAGGAUGACAUGCGCUACCGUCUCGUCCGUCUCGCCAACGGCCUCGAGGCGCUUGUGAUCCAGGACCCCAAGACGGACAAGUCCAGUGCCGCCAUGGACAUCCGCGUCGGACACCUCAGCGACCCCGAAGAGCUUCAGGGCCUGGCGCACUUCUGCGAACACCUCCUCUUCAUGGGCACCAAAAAGUACCCCAGGGAGAACGAGUACUCCGAGUACCUCUCCAACCACUCUGGCGGCUCCAACGCCUACACCGGCAUGGACAACACCAACUACUUCUUUGACGUCUCGCCCGACCACUUUGAAGGCGCGCUCGACCGCUUUGCGCAGUUCUUCCUCGAACCGCUCUUCGACCCGUCGUGCUCCGAGCGCGAGAUCAAGGCCGUAGACAGCGAGCACAAGAAGAACCUGCAGAGCGACAUGUGGCGGGGAUUCCAGCUCGACAAGUCGCUCUCCGACCCCACCCACCCCUACUCGCACUUUGGUACCGGCAACUACCAGACGCUUUGGGAGGAGCCCAAGAGCAAGGGCAUGGACGUGCGCGACGAGCUGCUCAAGUUCCACGACAAGUACUACUCGGCCAACGUGAUGAAGCUCGUCGUGCUCGGCAGGGAGGACCUCGACAAGCUCACUGGCUGGGUCAUCGAGAAGUUCUCGGGCGUCCGCAACACGGGACGCGAGCCGCCGCUGUUCGAUCGCAGCCCUCUCACCCAGGAGCAGCUGCAGAAGCAGAUCUUUGCCAAGUCGGUCCGCGACGUCCGCAAACUCAAGAUCGCCUUCCCCAUCCCGGACCAAGGCCCUCACUUCCGAUCCAAGCCCGGCUCCUUCCUCUCCCACUUCAUCGGCCACGAGGGCGAAGGCUCCAUCCUCUCCCACCUCAAGAAGAAGGGCUGGUGCGACCGACUCUCUGCGGGCGCGACCGGCGACGCCAACGGUUUCGAGUUCUUCAAGAUCUCGAUCGAUCUCACGCAGGAGGGUCUCAAGAACCACGAAAAGGUGCUCGAGUCCGUCUUCAAGUACAUCCACCUGCUGCGCACCAGCAACCUCGAGCAGUGGACGCACGACGAGGUCGCCCAGCUCGGCGAGCUCAUGUUCCGCUUCAAGGAGAAGAUCGACCCCGCCGACUACGCGUCCAGCACGGCGACGCAGAUGCAGAUGCCCUACCCGCGCGAGUGGGUCCUGUCCGGCGCCUGGCUCACGCGCGACUUUGACCGCGAUCUGAUCAAGCAGACGCUCGACCAGCUCACGCCCAACAACUGCCGCGUCGUCGUCAUGGCCAAGACCCUGCCCGACGGCAGCAUCGAAUGGGAGAGCAAGGAGAAAUGGUACGGCACCGAAUACUCCAUCAAGCCGCUCCCGCAGCAGCUGCUCACCCAGGCACCCACCGAGUUCGAGGACCUCCGCCUGCCGAGUCCCAACUCCUUCAUCCCGGCCGACUUUGAGUUCAAGGGCCCGCUCGCCGAUGUGCAGGGCAAGAAGCCGACGCCGCGACCGCAGCUCGUGGUUGACAACGACAGCAUGCGUGUGUGGCACAAGCUCGACGACCGAUUCGGUCUGCCCAAGGCCAACGUCUUCCUCGUGCUGCGCAACCCGCUGAUCAACGCCACGCCCUCGACGUCGGUCAAGACGCGCAUGUUUGUCGAGCUCAUCUCGGACUCGCUCGUCGAGUACUCGUACGAUGCAUCCCUGGCUGGCCUGAGCUACAUGCUCGAUACGCAGGACCAGUCGUUGGCGCUCUCGCUGGCUGGGUACAACGACAAGAUCCCCGUGCUAGCGCGCAGCAUUCUCGAGAAGCUGGCCAAUUUCCAGAUCGACCCGCGUCGAUUCGAGCUGGUCAAGGACCGCGUCAAGCGAUCGUACGAGAACUUUGCGAUCGAGGAGCCGUACCGCCACGCGGGCUUCUACACGACAUAUCUGCUGCACGAGAAGAUGUGGACGCCGCAGGAGAAGCUGCGCGAGCUCGAGGAGCUGAGCGUGGGCGCGGUGCAGCAGUUCCUGCCCGAGCUGCUGCAGCGCAUGCAUCUCGAGAUGCUCGUGCACGGCAACCUCGCCAAGGCCGAGGCGGUGGAGCUGGCCAACAUGGCGUGGAACACGGUCAAAGCGCGUGCGGUCAACAAGAGCGAGCUCGUCUCGAGCCGAUCGCUGCUGCUGCCGGAGGGCUGCAACCGCAUCAUGAAGGUGGAGGCGACCAACGCGGCCAACGUGAACAGCGCCAUCGAGUACUAUGUGCAGGUGGGCGAGCCGACCAACGUGCAGCUGCGCGCCGUGCUCUCGCUGUUCGAGCAGAUGGCCACGGAGCCCGUGUUCGACCAGCUGCGCACGAAGGAGCAGCUUGGCUACCUUGUGUUCAGCGCGAUGCGACGCAGUGUGGGCGGUAUGGGCUGGCGCAUCAUUCUGCAAAGCGAGCGCGAUGCGCCGUACCUCGAGAGCCGCAUCGAUGCGUUCCUAGACCAGUUCAAGGCCACGCUCGACAAGAUGAGCGAGUCCGAAUUCGAGGGUCACCGACGCAGCCUGAUCCACCGUCGGCUCGAGACGGUCAAGAACCUGUACGAGGAGUCGCAGCGCUUCUGGGCGCACAUCUUUGGCGGCACGUACGACUUUGCGUCGCGCUAUGCGGAUGUCGAGGCGAUCGCCAAGGUGUCCAAGCAGGACGUGGUGGAGCUGUUCAUGAAGUACAUCCACCCGAGCAGCAAGACGCGCAGCAAGCUGUCGGUGCAGCUGAAUGCGACUGCCAAGCCGUCGGCGCGCUUCUCGGCGCAGGCGGUGGAUGCGCUCGAGCAGGCGGUGGCAUCGCAGGGGCUGACGGUGCCCAAGGAGGCAUGGGAGGCUCUGAGGGCGCAGCAGCCUGCGAUCGAGAGCGUCAAGGACAUGGCGUCCGAGGCGAUGGCGCAGAACCCCACGCCUGUGCCCGCCGAAGCAGUCAAGCAGAUGCUCGGUCUCGUCGACAGCUUGUCGGCCCAGUUCCCCUUUGUCGAAGAAAAGGCCGAGGUGGCAACGAGCACUGUGGCCAGUGCGGUACCGGCCGUCGAGGUCAAGGACGCGGUUGCGUUCAAGGCGAGCUUGAACCCGAGCAAGGCGGCUAUGCCGGUGGUAUCGUUCGACCAGCAUGCCAAGGACCCGAGCGGUGAGGGCGACGAAGUGGCCCGUAUCGCAGAGGCCGUAUUGAAGGCCACCGCUGCCCCAGCGGCGGUCGAGGACGGAGAGCCCAAGGCGAAUCUCUAG
This is a messenger RNA of Moesziomyces aphidis, 3630 nucleotides long. The record is from the annotation of a GenBank genome assembly. Lineage: Eukaryota; Fungi; Basidiomycota; Ustilaginomycetes; Ustilaginales; Ustilaginaceae.